Messenger RNA from Chelmon rostratus (copperband butterflyfish), 1257 nucleotides. It is a transcript of the gene abi3b, whose product is annotated as ABI family, member 3b. Gene Ontology annotation, cellular component: lamellipodium. Lineage: Eukaryota; Metazoa; Chordata; Actinopteri; Chaetodontiformes; Chaetodontidae. The coding region runs from base 77 to 1111 and encodes 344 amino acids. The transcript has 5 exons. The record is from RefSeq and is a predicted model, not a curated record. Gene Ontology annotation, molecular function: SH3 domain binding.
CGACUCUUGCCAAAUCCUUUGACAUCCUCCACAGGCAUCGUCAGUGAGUCUUUAAAGGGUUUGUCAGCAGCGCCAAAUGGGAGAAAUGGAAGAAAAAAACAACUUUACCGAAGUUAUUUCUCAGAUAUUACAAGAGGCGCCAGCUGCCAGGAAGGGUCUUAUUGAUAAUCACAGCAACCUCCUGCAAGUCGCAGAUUACUGCGAGAACAAUUAUCUUCAGGCAGAGGAUCCAAACAAGGCUGCUGAAGAGGCCAAGGCUUUGGCUGCCCAGUCACUGGCUAGCGUCACCUACCAGAUCAACAGCCUGGCCAGCACCCUGCUGAGGCUGCUGGACUCACAGGCCAUGCAGAUCAAAGUCAUGGAGUCCUCAGUCAACCUGCUGUCACUGGCUGCAGCCAUCCACUUUGAGAAGGUAGCCAGGAGAGAGAUUGGUCCUUUCACUAUUCCCAAAUCCCGGAGUCGUGCAAAGCUUUUGACACCGCCAACAUCAGGCAAGGAGCCAGAGAAAAGCUACUCAAGAGUGCCAAUAUCGUACUCCAUCUUGGACUCCAUUGGACACUGUUUUCAGGUCACUGAGCAACAGCCCAGAAAGAGAUCAGGGACCACAGAAAGCAUGAAGAGCACCGCAGACGUCUCUGCACCCAGUCUCGGCAUUGCUGUGCCUCCACCUUCAGUCCCCACCUUGCAAACUGUCUCCAACCCCACCAACGACAGCCUGCCUCCCCCUCCUCCUCCCGCUGCCAAUUUGGACCCCAACAUACCACCUCCACCUCCACCACCUCCCCCUUCCUCCAUGGACACUGGCCUCCCGCCUCCGCCUUCCUUGACCUCACCUACAUGUCUCCCCUCACCUCCCCCUCCACCACCAAUCUCUCCGUCAAGUGGCAUGUACCCACCUCCGCCUCCUGUUGUAACGGGAGGUGCACCUCUUCCUCCUCCGCCUCCUCUGUUAUCAGGAGCUGGUCCUCUCCCUUCUCCACCCCCUCCUCCACCGCCACUUGUAUCAGGAGCUGGGCUCCCUCCUCCUCCGCCACCCCCUCCCACUGGCACCUCUGGUACUGUGCCACCACCACCCCCUCCACCACCCCCUCCACCUCCCCCUCUACACUAACGAACAGUAUAGUUCAUGUUAUCGGCUGAUUUUAUCCUCCCUAGAGUAGCCCAGGCUUCUUGUAUAACAGUCAGCUACACUGUGAGCGGCCAUGCUUUUAGAUGAAUGUGUGAAAGGUGCGCAGCAUGGGGAACAUUUCGGGUUUU